AUGAUCACAGACGUCCAGCUCGCCAUUUUCACCAACAUGCUGGGCAUGUCACUCUUCCUGCUUGUUGUUCUCUAUCACUACGUGGCUGUCAACAAUCCCAAGAAGCAGGAAUGAAAGUGGCACUUUCUCUGCCUCAGGGUUC
Molecule: messenger RNA, 142 nt
Organism: Ailuropoda melanoleuca (giant panda)
Lineage: Eukaryota; Metazoa; Chordata; Mammalia; Carnivora; Ursidae
Product: dolichyl-diphosphooligosaccharide--protein glycosyltransferase subunit 4
Exons: 1
Coding region: 1-114 (37 amino acids)
Cellular component (GO): oligosaccharyltransferase complex
Source: RefSeq, a predicted model, not a curated record